Molecule: messenger RNA, 1539 nt
Organism: Limanda limanda (common dab)
Lineage: Eukaryota; Metazoa; Chordata; Actinopteri; Pleuronectiformes; Pleuronectidae
Gene: amigo1
Product: adhesion molecule with Ig-like domain 1
Exons: 1
Coding region: 1-1539 (512 amino acids)
Biological process (GO): brain development
Molecular function (GO): protein binding
Source: RefSeq, a predicted model, not a curated record
AUGUGGCAGCCAUCCACCAGAGCAGGUGACAGCCUGUUGGAAACGUUACCUCACUGGAGUAAGCGAGCGAAAUGGGUCCCCUUCCUCACCCUCUGCAUGGCUUUUCUCUGGCCUCCAGGGGCAGAGGGGUCAACCCUAAACUGCCAUAAGACGUGCAUCUGUGCCUCCAACAUAGUCAGCUGCUCCAAGAUGAAUUUGACCACUGUCCCCAUUGUCAUACCGCACUACACUGGCGUACUGGAUCUCAGCUACAAUGAGAUCGCACGGCUGCGUUCCGAGUGGACCCCAGUCAAGCUCCCGAAGCUCCACAACCUCCUCCUCAGCCACAAUGGCCUCGAAUUCUUGUCUUCAGAGGCGUUCGUGAAUGUGAAGAACCUGCACUACUUGGACCUGUCCUCCAACCACUUGCGUCAGCUGGAGGAGUUCAUCUUUGAGCCCUUGGUCAACCUGGAGGUCCUGCUGCUGUACCAUAACCAAAUUUCCCAGAUUGACCGCACAGCCUUUACUGGCAUGAUCAACCUUCAGAAGCUCUACCUUAGCCAGAACCAAAUCUCCCGCUUCCCCCUGGAGCUAGUGAAGGAGAAGUCCCGCCUGGAGAAGCUUAGCCUCCUGGACGUGUCCUCCAACAAGAUCAAGAUGUUUCCCAUUGAUGAGCUCCAGGUGCUGCCUGCUUGGAUUAGAAAUGGCCUCUAUUUCCACAAUAACCCUCUGCUGUGUCACUGUGAUCUGUACACACUCCUAGCACAUUGGUACCUUCGAAAACUCAACUCCGCUGUGGACUUCAAAGAUGACUACACGUGUAUUCUCCCUGGCCUGCCAAAAACACAAGUAGGUGUUUUUGACCUCAGCGGCGACUAUAUGAACUGCAGCACAUUCAAGGAGGCGGAUGAAGAAGGUUUCCUCGAGCAAAAGCUGAUCCUGGGAUGUGACACCAAACACAGGGACAUGAUAAAGACCUGGAAAAUGCCUGGCAAUGUGCCGGUGUCACCUGAAAGCAACCAGACAGCCAAAGUCUUGGAGGAUGGACGUCUACAGAUUAGUUCGGUGAGGUCUGAGGACUCUGGGACCUACACAUGCUUUGCGACGAGCGAGGCCUACAAUGAGACGAUCUAUGUGGUGCUGAAGGUUCACAACUUCACCAUGCAUGGGGGCGGGGAGUCCAUGAACACAGCAUAUACCACCUUGGUGGGCUGCCUGGCCAGCGUAGUGCUGGUGCUUAUGUACCUUUACCUGACGCCGUGUCGCUGCUUCUGCUGCCCCAACAAGGGUAAGACUCGUGGUGAGGACAGCAUCCACUCCUCCAUGCUCAGUGUGUCACCGUCCCACGAGGACCCAGAACUCAAAGCUGAGCUGAACAGGCACGUGGCGUUCAUAGGCUCAAAGGACUUGCAGGGCCAGAACGGGAAGCUGAACCCAAACGGGAAGGAGGAGGACGACGAUCUGGAUGCAGAGGCUGGUUCUCUAAUGAAGGGCAAGAGGAAGAAGUCGGUAGCAGAGUCCAUUAGCUCCGUCUUUUCAGACACUCCCAUGGUGGUCUGA